AUGACUGUAAGAGACACUGCCUACACUCCUCACGACACCCAAUCCCAUCACAAGGGGAACUUCAAAGACACCGGUCCAAUCGCAUCUGUCAUUCUGCCUCUUCGCAUGUUCCUAUUCCAGCAAAAGCCAAAAUAUGAGGCAGUGCGAAAGCAGAUGGUGAGUCUGCAGGAGAAACUAAAGAGCACCUCGGCGGACGUGGAGGAGAAGAAGAAACAAUUGAAGGGCGCGCUUUUAGCCAACAAGACAACACUCGAAAGACUUAACCGCGCUAAAAUGGAGAAUGAACGCCUGUCAAGGCGGAUCGACAGCCUUACAAACGAGAAUCAGAACCUGAAGGAGCAGUUGGAAGCGAGUAAGACGCACUACGAUGACUUCUUGACUCCUGGAAAGAUUACAGAUCUGGUGCAGGAAACAGCGGCAGCUUCGCGUGCGGUCGUUGACAGCACCCCUCAUCAACACAUGCUCUCUGCCGGCGAAUUCGAAACCAGCCCAGCGAAGAAGGCCUCGCCAUCCACGAGCAGGCUAUUCAACAUGAACCACGAGGCCUUCCAAUCCCAGGACCGCUUCCCCUCAACUAGCUAUCGAAACCCUUCAACGGAGGUGAACAAGUGGCACUUAGAUAAUCGGACCGCAGAGGUGUACGCGCAUAAGGCUGCCGAGAGGCAGAGUAGUCAGUCGGUCGGCGAAGUGAAGGCACUCAAUCUCGGGUCCCCAGUUGGCGGGGUUCCGAAAGCCACCUCGGCUGCUGCCGCUGCCCCACCCAACCAAUCACAGGGCUGCGGUUACAACCGCGUUUCCCCACGACGCACCUCAGGUGGCGAUGUGGUAGCUGCGGCCCACGUCAUGGACAGAUUGCCAACCUCCUACCGUGUAGUCAAUCCCUUACAUUCCCCUGACGGUGCAAAACUUAGACGAAUGAUCUCCGCUCAGGAAAAAAGCCCCUUCCAAAGGAUGAAUAAGGCCUGA
Molecule: messenger RNA, 966 nt
Organism: Mesocestoides corti
Lineage: Eukaryota; Metazoa; Platyhelminthes; Cestoda; Cyclophyllidea; Mesocestoididae
Source: the annotation of a GenBank genome assembly